Molecule: messenger RNA, 1017 nt
Organism: Geodia barretti
Lineage: Eukaryota; Metazoa; Porifera; Demospongiae; Tetractinellida; Geodiidae
Source: the annotation of a GenBank genome assembly
AUGGACCGGGGCAAGGGGCCGCGCAAGUGGGACAUCGACGGUAACGAAUACGUCGACUACCGCACCGGCCACGGUUCGAUGAUUCUUGGCCAGGCGCACCCGGCGAUUGUGGACGCAGUUCAAACCCAGAUGGCGAAAGGCACUCAUCUCAGCCCCUGCACCGAGGUCGAGAUCAGGUGGGCAAGCCUCAUCAAGCAGAUAGUCCCUUCCGUUGAAAAGGUGCGUUUUGUGAGUUCAGGCACGGAGGCCGUCAUGAUGGCUUUCCGGAUCUGCCGCCGGUUCACCGGCAAAGAGAAGAUCGUCAAGUUUGCCGACGCGUUCCACGGAUGGUCCGAUGCGGCCUACGUAACCGACCCAGACACCGACGCCGCAUACGGCAUACCCUCCGGCACGGCGUCCUCAGUCAUCAACCUGCCUCCUCACGACCUCGAAGCGGUCGAGAACACGCUCAAGUCAGACGACGACAUUGCCGCAGUCGUUUUCCAGGGAAACGACGUGGCCCGGCCUGAGUUUAUAAGGGGUCUGCGCGAGCUAACCGAGCGCAUGGGAGUGCUGUUAAUGAUCGACGAAGUCGUAAGCGGAUUUCGUUGGUCCAUGUCCGGAUGCAAGGGGCGCUAUGACGUCACACCGGAUGUCAGCGCCUUUGCCAAGAUCCUCGCGGGCGGUCUCCCGGGCGGCGCGGUCGGUGGCAGGGCCGACAUUUUGGACGUGAUCGGCCAGGGCGGCGUACGGCACCCCGGCACGUUCAACGCAAACCCGCUGUCGGCAGCUGCCGGCGCAACGCGCGCUCCAACUUUUGAUCGAAGAGCCGAUUGUCGAAACGGCAGAAGCGUCGGCGGAAAAACUCCGGGUCGGAAUAAACGAGUGGACCAACUUCAGAUGGAGUUCAUCAAUCAGAGUAUGGUCGAGUCCCGUGGCGUUCAUCUGUCGAGCUCCCACCAGGACAGCGAAAUCGACUUCACCGUAGACAAAUUCGAGGCCGCGCUUACGGAAGUCCGCAAGACCGGAGCAAUCUAG